Molecule: messenger RNA, 948 nt
Organism: Enhydra lutris kenyoni (northern sea otter)
Lineage: Eukaryota; Metazoa; Chordata; Mammalia; Carnivora; Mustelidae
Gene: BUD31
Product: BUD31 homolog
Exons: 7
Coding region: 318-752 (144 amino acids)
Biological process (GO): mRNA splicing, via spliceosome
Cellular component (GO): nucleus; spliceosomal complex
Source: RefSeq, a predicted model, not a curated record
CCGCGAGGACCUCACCCUGGAGAUAUCACCUGGGAAGCGGAAGCAGUCUGUAGAGAGGUGGAGGGUGAUGGUGACGGUGUUUCGGACAAGACCUGAAAGGGAAGCGACCUCCCCAGAGUCACAGAGUAAUUGGUAGAGUUGGUCAAGAACCUAAGCCUGUAACUGAAGAGACCAGAGGUCUUUCUGUUAGACUUCUUGGGAAGAGACGAAUGUCAUCUUUCCAAUGACAGAAGUUGUGUCUUAUUGUUUGUUCUUUGUUCCCAACUUCCAGUAUAGGGCCAGGCUCAUAGGUCUUUGCAAAUUAUCUUGUAGAAAAAAUGCCCAAAGUGAAAAGGAGUCGGAAAGCUCCCCCAGAUGGUUGGGAGUUGAUCGAACCAACGCUGGAUGAAUUAGAUCAAAAGAUGAGAGAAGCUGAAACAGAACCUCACGAGGGAAAGAGGAAAGUGGAAUCUCUGUGGCCUAUCUUCAGGAUCCAUCACCAAAAAACGCGGUAUAUUUUUGACCUCUUUUACAAGAGGAAAGCCAUAAGCAGAGAACUCUACGAAUACUGCAUUAAAGAAGGCUAUGCAGAUAAAAAUCUGAUAGCAAAAUGGAAAAAGCAGGGCUAUGAGAACUUAUGCUGCCUGCGCUGCAUUCAGACCCGGGACACCAAUUUUGGAACAAACUGCAUCUGCCGGGUCCCCAAAAGCAAGCUAGAAGUGGGCCGGAUCAUCGAGUGCACGCACUGCGGCUGCCGGGGCUGCUCCGGCUGAGGCCCUCAGGCCCAGACCCCUCUUCACCCUGAACUUUUGGACUUCGUGGGUUUCUGCCUGUCGCGCCACCCCCUUUCCUAGGAGCAGCUCUUCUCGCAGAGCAGUGCUCCUGGCGUGAGUUGGAGCACGGUCUCUACGUGUAAAGGCUUUGGUGUUUCUCAGCCGUGAUUUGUAGAAAUAAAAUUUUUAAACCUUC